AUGGAUCAAAAAAAUGUUGAUUACUCUCUUUACCUUGUGACAGAUUCUACACCUACUAUACUUGGUGAUAGAAUUCUUGUUGAUGUGGUGGAUGCUGCAGUCCGUGGUGGUGUCACGAUUGUGCAAUAUCGAGACAAAUACAGCGAUACAGCGGCCCUGGUUGAUACUGCGAGGAAGUUACAUGCUGUCACACAAAAGUACAAUGUUCCACUUUUGAUCAAUGAUCGAAUCGAUGUUGCUCUUGCAGUUGCCUGUGAAGGUGUCCACAUUGGUCAGGAUGAUAUGGAUCUGAAGACGGCAAGAGCACUGUUGGGCAAGGAUGCAAUUAUCGGAGUAACAGUGGCCAAUGUCCAAGAAGCUUUGACAGCAUCUAAAGAUGGUGCAGAUUAUCUAGGAAUUGGCACAAUGUUUGCCACACCAACGAAAACCAACACCAAGGAUAUUAUUGGAACCGCAGGCACGAAGGAAGUUCUGCAUUCUUUGGAACAGUCAGGAAGCCAAGUGCGAACCGUAGCAAUAGGUGGCAUCAAUUCCUCAAAUCUACAGCGUGUCCUGUAUCAGUCGGCAUCAGAGGGCAAGCAGCUUGACGGGGUGGCCAUCGUCAGUGCAAUCAUAGCAGCCCAAGAUGCUGAAAAGGCUGCCCGCGAGCUUGCAGAACUUAUACGGACCCCGGCUCCGUUUGCUCUAGCACACUUGCCGCAUGAUCAAAAAAUAAAAGACCUUCGCGAAGUUUUGUUACAGGUUCCAGGUAUUAUAGGAGAUGUUGCUAAGCAGACGCCUCUAUCUCAUAACAUGACAAAUCUCGUGGUUCAAAACUUUGCUGCUAAUGUGGCUCUCGCAAUUGGUGCCAGCCCUAUCAUGGCAAAUUAUGGAGAGGAAGCGGCAGAUCUUGCGAAACUUGGAGGAGGUUUGGUUAUUAACAUGGGAACGGUCACCCCGGAAGGUAUACAGAAUUACUCAAAGGCUCUAAGAGCAUACAAUAACGCAGGAGGACCAAUUGUGCUCGAUCCAGUGGGCUGCGGAGCUACUGCUGUAAGGCGGUCAGCAGUUAAAUCACUUUUAGCAAAUGGUUACUUCGAUGUCAUCAAAGGAAACGAGGGAGAAAUCAAGACUGUAUUCGGAUCACUUAUUCAGCAACGAGGCGUUGACAGCGGCUCAAGUACAUCGAGUCUUGCGGAGAAAGCUACAAUCGUACGUGAUUUAGCAUUGAGGGAGCGCAAUGUAGUACUCAUGACCGGGGCGGUUGAUCUUUUGAGCGACGGAGUACGUACCUUUGCAAUAUCCAAUGGACAUGAAAUCUUGGGCAGAAUCACGGGAAGUGGUUGUGUUUUGGGUACUAUCAUCUCAGCAAUGUUGGCAGUCAGUCGUGGAGAUAAGCUUCUCGCUGUUCUUUCGGCAUUGCUUCACUACGAGAUUGCAGCCGAGGUUGCAGCUGUUCGAGAUGAUGUGAGAGGUCCAGGCACAUUUGUUCCAGCGCUGAUUGAUGAACUUUAUGUUAUACAAAAGGCAAACUCUCAGAAUGAUUUGCGGUGGCUUGAAAGAGCGAGAGUUGAAACCUUUGUGUGGUAA
Botrytis byssoidea is the source of this 1569-nucleotide messenger RNA. RefSeq lists its product as uncharacterized. The coding region runs from base 1 to 1569 and encodes 522 amino acids. Gene Ontology annotation, cellular component: cytoplasm. Lineage: Eukaryota; Fungi; Ascomycota; Leotiomycetes; Helotiales; Sclerotiniaceae. Gene Ontology annotation, biological process: thiamine biosynthetic process. Gene Ontology annotation, molecular function: ATP binding; hydroxyethylthiazole kinase activity; thiamine-phosphate diphosphorylase activity. The record is from RefSeq and is a predicted model, not a curated record. The transcript is spliced from 3 exons.